GCGAAGCUGAAAGAAACAAUGUAUGGUACUUUACCGGUCACUUCGCUCGCCCAGUUCCGGUCGGACUUUACUAUUGUGCAGAUACCUGAUGGAAAUCUCGAGUCUGCUAAGCCGCAGCUCUAUACGAACAUCAAUCUCCUGCGGAUGGGCUGUAGUGGACGCUCGGGAUUAACGCUCGAAGAACCCAGUGAUACCACGAAAGAUCGGUUCAUCUCAACCUACUUCCUCCCAUAUAAUCACCUUUUAGGAGCCGGGAAGGCCCCUUCGCUGUUCAAUGACACAGUAUUGGAACUUGUCAAGCUUGUUCAAGUGUCGUUACAUAUAUUUGGCUAUUACGAGACAUCAUCUUUCGAUGGUCUACUCUGCGAUUCUACAGUCGAAGGACUCCAACGCUGGGUCAAAGAGAUUGGAGAAUUAGUCGAAGGCCUCGACUCAAUGGAAAGGAUAGCCGAUCCCAGCACUGUGGCUUCCUUGUUGAGUCUUGUAUUAGCGGUCAGGAAUAGGUUGGUCGGGCUCAGCGGAAGUACUAAUGUGAGAGGCUCAGUUGCUAUACAUUCUCUUGGACUGAUUCCCUUCUCUCUCUAG
Molecule: messenger RNA, 585 nt
Organism: Lentinula edodes (shiitake mushroom)
Lineage: Eukaryota; Fungi; Basidiomycota; Agaricomycetes; Agaricales; Omphalotaceae
Exons: 1
Cellular component (GO): Sin3-type complex
Source: RefSeq, a predicted model, not a curated record